Thrips palmi is the source of this 2615-nucleotide messenger RNA. RefSeq names its product fizzy-related protein homolog. NCBI's taxonomy places the organism in Eukaryota, Metazoa, Arthropoda, Insecta, Thysanoptera, Thripidae. Gene Ontology annotation, cellular component: anaphase-promoting complex. Bases 228 to 1634 code for a protein of 468 amino acids. The record is from RefSeq and is a predicted model, not a curated record. Gene Ontology annotation, molecular function: ubiquitin ligase activator activity; protein binding; anaphase-promoting complex binding. The transcript is spliced from 11 exons. Gene Ontology annotation, biological process: positive regulation of ubiquitin protein ligase activity; positive regulation of anaphase-promoting complex-dependent catabolic process; anaphase-promoting complex-dependent catabolic process.
AGUUGUAACAUCGUCAAAGUUUUAACGGCUUAUCGAGUGCCAGUGAAAUCAAACUUCAUGUAUUCAACUCGUUUAAACAUUUAAAUCACGAUCGUAUUUCCUCGUGUGGUUGAACUCUAUUUGUUUUCCCUCUGCGUGGGUGUGAGACUGGUCCUCCUCCUCCUCCGAGGUGAUCAUGCCAGUUGUCCAUUGAGCUGAAAGUACUUAGCAAGAUCAAGUAUCUCAUCAUGUUUUUGAACAAGGAAUACGAAAAUCGUAUUUUAAAUCAAACAACAACACCACCUACGACUCCUCCUCGCAAGGGUUUCCAAUCACCUGGUGGUGACAGAUUCAUCCCCUCCCGAAGAGAUAAUAGUUGGGAAUCUCGAUUUGCUACUUUUUCUUAUGCACCUAAUGGAACCACAUCUACGUAUGAAAAAACUUCUCGAGAAAAUGGUGAGAGUAGGAGAGACGGCACUGCAUACAGGUGUCUCUUGAAGAAUGAGUUGCUUGGUGCCAAUAUAGAUUCAUUGAAGGGACAAGGAAAUGAGCAACCACAGGAAAGCAAAAAUUUGUUUGAGUACCUGCCCGCAAUUCCAGACCCACCAUCUCCAUACUCCCUUUCUCCCCUUAGUACCAAGAGUCAACUUCUGCUCCGGUCGCCACUAAAAGUUACCCAGAAGAUAUCCACUAUGCCAUUUAAGGUUUUGGAUGCCCCUGAUCUUCAAGACGACUUUUACUUGAAUCUAGUUGAUUGGUCCUCUGAAAAUGUCUUAGCUGUUGGUUUGGCAUCAAGUGUGUAUCUGUGGAGUGCUAGUUCUAGUGAUGUCACAAGACUUUGUGAUCUUGCACCUGAUGAUAACACGAUUACAUCUGUUGCUUGGAAUGACAAGGGAAAUUUAGUCGCUGUUGGCACUAACACCGGUUACGUACAAAUCUGGGAUGUUGCUGUGAACAAGCAAGUCAACAAAUUAGUAGGCCAUUCUACAAGAGUUGGGGCGCUUGCAUGGAAUGGUGAUAUUUUAGCAUCUGGCAGCCGAGAUAAAGACAUAUUCUUAAGAGAUAUUCGGACUUCCUCUUUGGUUCCAGACAAAAGACUUGUAGGCCACAGACAAGAGGUUUGUGGUCUGAAAUGGUCUCCCGAUAAACAAUACUUGGCUUCAGGAGGCAACGACAACCGCCUUCAUGUGUGGAAUUGCCACUCCCUGUCGCCUGUCCAGACAUACAAUCAACAUAUAGCAGCUGUCAAAGCCAUUGCAUGGUCUCCCCAUGAACAUGGUCUUUUAGCCAGUGGUGGUGGAACUGCUGAUCGUCAUAUUAGAUUUUGGAAUACACUGACUGGGCAGCCCAAGCAAAGCAUUGACACAGGCAGUCAAGUGUGCAAUCUUAUUUGGUCCAAGCACACGCACGAAUUCGUUAGCACCCAUGGCUACUCUCAAAAUGAAAUAUUAGUCUGGAAAUAUCCUAGUUUAGUCCAAGUUGCAAAACUGACUGGACAUUCAUAUAGAGUCUUAUACCUAGCUAUGUCUCCAUGUGGUGAAUCCAUUGUCACAGGAGCUGGUGAAGGAACUCUAAGGUUUUGGAAUGUUUUUAGGAAAGCAGGUUCUCAAAAGGAAAAUAAAUCGGUACUGAAGCUGUUUUCUAGUAUUCGUUGAUCUUUGAAGAUCCGUUGAAGAAAGGAAAGCGCAAUCAAAAGCAGUUCCUCUAUGUACCUGAUAUUAGCCUUCAUGGCUCUUUUUGCAUGGUGAAAAAAGAAAAAUGAAGAUUAAAAUAUUACUGAGUGUCAGAUUAGAACGGACUGCUCAGUAAUGCAUGAAGACUGAGUGAUGCUCAUACUAGUUCAGCUUGGUCCUGUUCCCUUGUUGUUUGCAUGUCCAUGUGUAUUUUGAUUUUUUGUGUCUGAAUCAAAACUCCCCAUUAUUGUUUUUUUUUUUUUUUUCAAUUUGAUUGUUUUGCAUUGUAUGAGAACAGUUCUCAUUCCUGAAGUGCAUCCUCUGUAGAAGGGACAGUAUCAAGCAUGUGUGUAUCAAAGUUCUUAUGCACUUGUGAUAUUCUAAAUGAUAUGUUUCUUAGCUAGAAAUAUUUGAAGUUUAAAAGAGCUUAAACCAUAUUUUUAUAAGGUAACCUCUUUUUAUUGUUUUGUAGUUAUUUCAUAAAUUUUUUUGUCAAAACCUGAACUUUUUUUUCUGUGCAGUGUCAGUGCAAAUUGAUAGAAUCUAUCAUAUUGUUUCAAUCAUUAAGUGCCAAGUUAAGUGUUGCCAAGGCAUGUUAGGCUAAUUACUCAUCUACUUCAUUUCAUUUCAAACAGGUCAUGCCUAAUUUUUUGUGCUAUUUCCCUUAACAUUCUGUACCACAUGUACUUCAUUUUGUUUCAAUUAGUGGUUUGGAGUAAGUGCCAUAGCCAUUUAUUAACAUGAACUUGGCUGCCAUUAAUUUCAGUCCUGAAGGUAUACUUGUACCAUCCUAUAUUUCUUGACAGGUUUUUACAUUUGUCUUGAGUUGUGACAUAAGAUUUUUUUUAAGUUUGUAUUCAUUUUGAUUAUUAUCUAUCAUUGUUUCAGUUACCAACGUUACAGUUAUUUGUUAUGAAUGUAAUAAAGCUUGGUUGAGAGUUAACCACGAUAAUGAGAAUUUUA